Molecule: messenger RNA, 1341 nt
Organism: Leptosia nina
Lineage: Eukaryota; Metazoa; Arthropoda; Insecta; Lepidoptera; Pieridae
Source: the annotation of a GenBank genome assembly
AUGAUUGAUACGCCGCAUAAAAUAGAUUCAUUCUUUAUUUUUAACUCUAAUUUUGGACCCAAAGAAGGAGACGAACUUAAAAGGAUUCUGUUCUUCUAUCCAAACCAAAUUAAUACAGAUGUUCGUAAAACUCAAGUUGGACUCUGUGAAGCUAUCGUCCGGUUUAUGACAACAUUCUCUUCUGAACCAUGCGAGGCAUUGCAAACUCAAUCCAAGAGAUAUAUUUUCUUUCAACCUGAGAAGAACUUUUGGAUGGUUCUGGUCAUAAGAAUACCAUAUGCAACAAAAUUAUCUGGAGACAGCAAAGAUGUUGUGGAACCAUCAAUAAUGCAAGAUUUUAUGGUAUCUUCAUAUAAAACAUUCAGAAUGUUUGUCGGAUUAUUUAAAGAUAUUCCACCAGAAGACACUUAUGGUAUUUGUGAACAAUUCUUUAACCCAUAUAUUACCAGCAUAGAUGUUUCCAAUGAUUUAAGUAAUAUUAUUCAGGGUAUAAAUUACUUGCCAUUAGAGAAAAAUUCAUUCUUUAAAGUGAUUUGUUUUAUAGAUUUACUGCAAGUAAAUUAUCCUCAGUUUAAAUGUAUCUCUUUUGUCUACAAUGACCAGCUAAUAUGGAAUGGAUUAUGUAAAGAUGAUAUGCUCACACUAUAUCAAUAUUUAGUACAUAGCUUGCUACCUAAACAAGUAGAGAAAGAAAUUCAAGGAGGCGCAGUGACAGCAGCAGAACGUCAUGGACGGUUUAUAAGUCCUCCAGAAGGUAUACAUAGUGAUGAAGAUUUGAAGAAACUUAACAAAGUUUAUCUGCGACGGGAGGAUGAUAAUGAAACUAAACAGUAUUAUCUCGUAAUUUACCGAACUCUGAGUGCGACAGUAAGCUUCACAGUUGAUGUGGACACACAUGUUGAUUUUGCGACAUUUAGAGCCCUCGAUACCUUCAUUGGGCCUCAACUAUCCACAAUAGCCUCUUCUAUAGGUGAACAAUGUACAAUACAUGCACUACAGAACGCACAGAUAGCGUCACCAGACCACAAAUUCUUGUACUUCAACAAACUUAAUCUGGCUUUUAAAACAUCUACACCCUCGAAUUGCAUGACGCCAUCGGCUGCAGUGAAACCAGAAGUUUUGAACAUAAUUGCUGAAAUACAUCAAGACCACAAAAGCCUUGGAAAAUAUGGCGAAAUCAUAAUUAAAACACCAGAUGAAUACUGGAUAACUGGUAAAUCUUCGAAUGAUAGAGAAUUUUAUGUCGUAAUGCAGAAAAACGCCAACUUGAAAGAGAUAGCGGAUGAAGUCAAAAGGAUAUGUGAGAUGCAAAUGAAGGGAAUAUUCUUUUAUCCUAUGUAA